Messenger RNA from Neoarthrinium moseri, 2367 nucleotides. RefSeq lists its product as uncharacterized. Gene Ontology annotation, biological process: chloride transport; transmembrane transport. The record is from RefSeq and is a predicted model, not a curated record. The coding region runs from base 1 to 2367 and encodes 788 amino acids. Gene Ontology annotation, cellular component: early endosome; membrane; Golgi apparatus. The transcript is spliced from 2 exons. NCBI's taxonomy places the organism in Eukaryota, Fungi, Ascomycota, Sordariomycetes, Amphisphaeriales, Apiosporaceae. Gene Ontology annotation, molecular function: voltage-gated chloride channel activity.
AUGUCGAUUUCCGGGGCAGGCCAAACGGCGCCCUCAGAGACCAGUCCCUUGUUGCGUCGUCCUCCCAGACUGCACGAGGUACCUGAUGAGCAAAGCGACGUAGCGUCUCUCCAUUCCUCAAGUCUAUCCAAAGAGGACGGUGCUCUAAAUGCUCCCCGCGCCGGUGAGAGACUUCCGUACAACGACUACACGACCAUCGACUGGCUGCGCGAGCUUGUGAAGGACUCGGCCCGCCUGCGCGAGGUCCACUCAAGGGGUGGUAUCAGGGGCAGGUUCGGGAGCUGGUGGGAUAGCGCCCAAGGCUGGGUUGCCGCGGCGCUAAUUGGGCUUCUCACUGCGCUGGUGGCGUUUUGCGUAGACGUUGCGGUCGGUUUGAUCAGUGAUUGGAAGGAGGGCUACUGCACGAGAGGCAUACUCUUGGAUCGACGUUCGUGCUGCACUGCGGGCUCUAUGCCCCGGGGUGGCCCCAAUCAGCUCGAAAGAGCGAAUCGUGCUCAAUCUGGGUCUGGGAAAGAUUCAUGUCAGGAAUGGAUCGCCUGGGGACAGGGCGAUUGGGGACGCAGCUAUGCUGUUUACGUCGGCCUUGCGCUGUUGUUUGGCAUAGUGGCGGGCAACGUUACGAUGCUGACCAGGGCCAAACUGCCAGCCGUAGAUGAGGAGAACAGCAACGCUGAAGGUGACGUUGAUGUGUCGGAUGGUACAACUUCCCCAAAGGAAGGAACCGCAGGAGAUGAGGGUGGCAAGACGAUGUACAUGGCCGCUGGGUCGGGCAUCCCGGAGAUCAAGACUAUCCUUUCGGGGUUCGUAAUCCCACACUUCCUAGACUUGAAGGUGUUGCUGGUCAAGGCUGUUGGCGCAACCUUUGCCGUGGCGACAGGGAUGUGCCUGGGCAAGGAAGGGCCAUUUGUGCACAUCUCUACAUGCGUCGGGUAUUUGGUGGCACGUUGGUUUCCCAAGUACGGCGUUAACGAUCGAAAGCUUAGAGAGAUGCUGUCGGUGGCGUGUAGUGCCGGAUUGAGCGUUGCAUUUGGGGCCCCCCUUGGGGGCGUCUUGUUCAGCUACGAGGAGAUUAGCACUUAUUUCCCGCGUCGAGUACUCUGGAAGUCGUUUCUGUGCUCCAUGGUCGCAUCUGCGGCUUUGAAGCAACUCAAUCCCACGGGCACCGGCAAGCUGGUUCUCUUCGAGACCAAUUAUGGCACGAAUUAUGAGCCGAUCCACUACCUCGUCUUCAUACUCCUUGGCAUCGCCGGGGGGCUAUUCGGCGGCGUUUUCUGUCAGGCCAACUUCUUCUGGUCUCGUCAUUUUCGCAAACACAACAUCAUCAAGAACCACCCUGUCUUCGAAGUAGCCUUGGUCGUAUUGACAACAGCGGCCCUCCAGUAUCCAAACCGCAUGAUUCGCGACACUGGCGAUGUUGCCAUGGCCAAGCUCCUUGUGGAUUGCAAUAACCCCCGUGACGAUUCGUGGAUCUGCGUUGAAGAAUCGAAGUCUGACACACGGGUGUAUCUUUUCUGGCUUCUGCACGGGACGCUCAUCAAAUUGGUUCUUACCAUCAUCACCUUUGGCUGCAAGGUUCCGUCGGGGAUAAUUAUCCCAGCGCUAGACGCUGGCGCUCUGUUCGGGCGCCUGUUGGGCCAGACUUCCUUCCUUUCCAACUCGAUAUCCCCUGGCAUCUUUGCCAUGGUUGGCGCGGCAGCAUUUCUAGCCGGCGUGAGCCGAAUGACGGUCAGCCUCACCGUCAUAAUGUUCGAGCUGACAGGCGAGGUGAAUUACAUCCUGCCGUUCAUGCUCGCAAUCUUGACAGCGAAAUGGGUAGCCGACGCCAUCUCUGUGGAUAGCGUGUAUGACCUUGCCCAGCAUGUUUUAGAGCAUCCUUUCCUUGAUGCCGAACAUGCAUUGGCGCUGGUUAGAGAGCGAGAGGGCACGGCGGGGGAUCUAAUCCCGCCGAGACGUACUCUGGAGGAAAUCACGCUGCAUGUAGGACACGACUACAAGGUUCCCGUAUCCGUGCUGAGGGUCAAAUUGACCCAAUUGAAGGCCAGGGGCUUGAUGGACGCGGGACUGGUGUUGGUGAACCAGAGGGGAAUCUGCCAUGGGUACCUGCCCGAGGCCGAAUUGGAGUUCGGGUUGUCUUUGCUUGAAGAAGGGCAAAUCGAGGUGGAUCUGCUGGAAGGCCCCAUCAGUGAGUUCGUGGACAGGACGCCGCUCACCAUAUGUAGGGAUGCCCCAGUAGAGAUGGUGGUGGAGAUGUUUGGGAAGAUGGGGUUGAGGUACUUGAUCGUAGUUGAAGAGAACACGGCGAGGAUGCUGGGAGUCGUGAUUAAAAAGCGUUUGGUCAGCUACUUGGACGGCUUGAAACAGCUGUAG